Linum tenue is the source of this 631-nucleotide messenger RNA. The record is from the annotation of a GenBank genome assembly. Lineage: Eukaryota; Viridiplantae; Streptophyta; Magnoliopsida; Malpighiales; Linaceae.
AUUUGAUCCACCGAAAAAAGAAAAAUCUGAAGGCGAAACGUAGAACGGUAGAGAAGAAUGUAUUCAAACCGAAGCCAAGAUGAGCAGUCCCCUGCCUGCAGCCGGAACUCCCCUGAGUUCUUCACCUUUUUAAUUCCCUCCAAUUCUUCUUCUUCCUCUUCCAUCGCCUACGUCGAAUCGUCCGUUACUGAAGAACGAAUGAAGGCGGAAUUUUGUAAACGAGCCGAGAGUAGAGGACUUUUGGAAUAUACUCCUGAUUUGAUUCUUCCGGAUCAGUGGAUGAUCAUCGACCAUACUGGUGUUUGCUGUUCUUCUGUGUCUACCGAUGUGGCCUUUGCAUGUUCUGUUCAGCAAGUUACUCAAUGUAGAAGCUGUAGAAGAUGAAGUUAUAGAUGGUUUAGUCAGGAAAUGGGAAGACAAAGAAUUGUCCCUAUCACACUUUGUUAAAGUGCUACAUAUAAACCAGCUUCACUCUUGGGAUUGUGGUCUGGCAUGUGCUGGCUGCUGCUAUGGUUUUGAAUGCAACUGGUGUCAAUGAUUGCAGCAUCCAUGCUUUAGCAGACAUGUGCUGCACAACUAGGUAUGAUUAUACUAUGUUUAAUCAGAGAUUUUAUUAUAGCAUAAUAACAAG